Messenger RNA from Penicillium verhagenii, 546 nucleotides. RefSeq lists its product as uncharacterized. NCBI's taxonomy places the organism in Eukaryota, Fungi, Ascomycota, Eurotiomycetes, Eurotiales, Aspergillaceae. The record is from RefSeq and is a predicted model, not a curated record. The transcript has a single exon. The coding region runs from base 1 to 546 and encodes 181 amino acids.
AUGGCAAUAGAGUCUCAACCCGAUCCCAACCCCAUUUCCUACAGCAUCUCGCAGCACUAUCACCAUUCCACCCACAUAGUCUCCUGCCCGAACCCUCAACCUCAGGCCAUCGCAGAUCCGACUCCAAUAGAAAUCCUACAGCAGCAUGGUCUUGAUCCUAGCACCAUGUCACCCCGCCAACUAGAUCUAUUCAAAAAUGCAGACGUUGAGCAAAGACAUCGCUUAAUUCAAACAUGGCAGCUCUACGCCAGAUCUGCCGAAGGCUCGAUGGAUCCGACCUCAAUUUCCCCUGAAGACAUCCAAAUGCAUGACUCCAAGACACAAGCAGAGCCUUAUAUGAUGUCUGGUUACCAGAUGCAUUCAGAGCCCACUGAGUCCACCGCAGGACAGUCGUAUAAAUCGGCAACAGACCCGGCUUACAAAACUCAGCACUGGUGGGAAAUGGCUCCGCAGACAGAGCCUAUGGAGUCACAAUACGGGGCAUUUCAAGAGAGGAGCCGAUAUGAUACAGGAAGUGAAUUCGUCCAGUCAUCCUUGUUUCAUUAA